AUGAAGAUGAGGAUGGAUAUACGGGACUUAGACCGCGAGAUGUUCUACGGAUUUCAAGAAAGGGUCUCGAUUGAGAACUUCAGAUUGGCUCUUUUAGGAAAUGCUACUGAAGCUAUGAGGGAGUCAAGGGUGCAUGAUAUUCUGAAUGCGAUGACAACAUUGUCAUAUAAGAAAUUGGACUUUGAAGAGUUUUGUGCUGCUGCAAUCAGCACAUAUCAAUUGGAGGCUCUCGAGGAAUGGGAGCAGAUUGCAGCCGUGGCAUUCCAGCAUUUUGAGCAAGAAGGAAAUCGGCAUGUUUCCGUAGAGGAAUUGGCUAGGGAGUUGAAUGUGGGUCCAACAGCUCAUUCCAUUCUCAGAGAUUGGAUAAGAAAUGAUGGAAAACUCAACAUGCUUGGAUAA
Molecule: messenger RNA, 399 nt
Organism: Solanum stenotomum
Lineage: Eukaryota; Viridiplantae; Streptophyta; Magnoliopsida; Solanales; Solanaceae
Product: CDPK-related kinase 3-like
Exons: 4
Coding region: 1-399 (132 amino acids)
Source: RefSeq, a predicted model, not a curated record